Scatophagus argus is the source of this 2464-nucleotide messenger RNA. RefSeq names its product mitochondrial fission factor homolog A-like. Lineage: Eukaryota; Metazoa; Chordata; Actinopteri; Scatophagidae. Gene Ontology annotation, biological process: positive regulation of mitochondrial fission. The transcript has 7 exons. Bases 159 to 1025 code for a protein of 288 amino acids. Gene Ontology annotation, cellular component: mitochondrial outer membrane; peroxisome. The record is from RefSeq and is a predicted model, not a curated record.
CACACGAGGUAUAUCACUACUGGCUACACACACACAGUAGCUUGAAGCGUUGUGUCUCUCGGCUUUCCGUCCGUCCUGGUCGAUACUGCCAAUAUUACAGAACGGACAACAUUUUGACACAUGACAUUUUAAAGUGAGUGCUAAACCGUUACGGCUGGAUGAGUGGGCCAAUCUUCACCCCCCCCUCUGCAGAGGUGGCUGAGAUGAACCGCAUCCAUUAUGAGCUGGAGUACACAGAGGGCAUUAGCCAGCGCAUGCGAGUCCCUGAGACCCUCAAGGUGGCCUCAGACAAGCAAACAGGGGCUCUGCCACUUGAGCAGCCCCUGGCCAUUCACUCAACGCUGAUGCAGGUGCCAGAGAGGAUCGUUGUUGCAGGUGAUGAUGGAGACGCUCUAUUUUCUCGUCCCAGAGACUUGGACCUGAUUCAGUCCGUCACUCCUGUGGACCUUCUGACCAUGAAGGCCCCCCCACGUGUUCUCACACUUACAGAACAGCCACUGGACUCCCUUGAAACUGAUCAAACUGCCCCUUCACGGAGCAAUACCGGCCAAGUGGCUCACUUUCAUGGACGAUCUCGAAGAGAACGCAGUGCAAGUGAGAACAUAACUGGUCGCCACAGCAGUCAGAUGGGCAGAGGUGACUUAAGUGUAACUCCUUCCCCUUCUGCCCCCCCAGUCCGCUUGUGUCCCCCCCUCUGUUCCCCUGAGGACGCAAAUAUCAACCUGUUUACAGCUGCGGGGUUCCUGUCUUAUAUCCAGUCAACAACACGCCGAGCUUAUCAGCAGGUCCUUGAAGUGCUGGAUGACAGCCACCGCAGGACACACUUAGACCUGUCUCUGGAUAUAAACCCUGAUGAGUCUGGCUUGGUGGACGCCUCCUCACUACGACGGCAGAUUGUGAAGUUGAACCGGCGUCUGCAGCUGCUGGAGGAAGAAAACAAAGAACGCUCCAAGCGAGAGGUGAUCCUGUACUCUGCUACUGUGGCGUUCUGGCUCAUUAACACCUGGAUCUGGUUCCGCCGCUAAGAUGGGACAAGACUGAUUCCCUUCCCCCCAAAAAAUACUGGAAGCCAAAGCAAUUCCUUGUUAAAAGUGCAACCGUUAAAAUACAGUCAUCUAAAGGCACCCACGAGGUACUACAGCAACACUGGAAAAUGACCUCCACCACAAUCCACCAUAUUUAUAGCGCAGUUUAUAUUUAUGUUACAACUCUUGGACUAGCAAGAUGAAACACCGUGACACCACAGCAGUAGGUAUGCAAAGUACUUGCAACUGCUUUGUUGUGCAGCAUAAGUGAAACAUACUCUAGUCACUUUAUUUCACCUAAUCUAGCUAUGACAUAAGUUGCUGACCAACAACUAUGUCAACUCUGAAUCUGAAUCCGUGUUGAAGGGUGAGUUUGGAGCUUUUUCCACUUUUACAGUUACAUAUCAUAUAAAAUACGGCAGUUAGUUUAAAGCAGCAAAAUGUAUCCCUGGCUGGAACCGUAAACUCUUACUGAUAUAUUGAUAUCACUUUGAAGCCUGAUAAAUACUUUUCACAGCCUGAACAGGUGUUACACUGAUGGUUGGUAUCAUUCAUCCAUGUGAAAAGAAACAAAAUUUAUAAAUGAGCCUUUUUUUAGCUUGAAUAGGAGAAUAACUGGAAGUGGAACAAGGAUUUACUUAAGCGACAAAUGUUUUGGGAACCCAUCUAAGAGCUGGAUCUGUAGUUACAUGCCCAGUCCUCAGACCUGACUGUGUUGUCUUUUCGGAAAAGAGAUUCAUCUGUUUUGUAAAAACAAAACAAACAAAAGAAACGACCAUUCUUCAUGUGUCAAAGUAAGAUGACUAAAUCUAGAAAUGCCAUAACAUUUGCCCUGAAUGUUCUCUGAACUCUGCGUUAUGUAAAACAUUUGUGUACAGUACUUGAAUAUCCUAUUGUUGAAAUGUUGUAGUUUUCCCUUAAUGAUUUUUUUUUUCAUAUUUUGACAUAGAGAUUCUGUCAUUACCUUAAUGAAGUGACAACAAAAGAUACGAAGGGUAUCUGUGAAGUGAUAAUGUUUCCCCAUGCUGUUUAUACCUUUUCAGCUGAUCUCUCCAGAGAAUUUGACCACUCAUGUUUUCCACUGUUAUCAAGUUACAAGAUUAAAAGCAUGGACUGCGUGGUUUUAUUUUCCAUACAGUGUGAUAUAAAUCUUAGAGCUACUGUUUGUAUGAUCACGUAUAAUAGAUGGCUAUGUUUAUGAAAUAUUAAUGUCAUUAUUUUUCAAUAAUGAAGUGAGUGUAUUUUGUGAAGGUUUAUUUAUUACACAUAAUGCAAAGGCAUCAACAAAACGUUGCAGUGCCCCUUUUUUUCUGUUAAGCACUCUAUCUAUGACUUAAAACUGGUGUUUUAAGUUAAAUAUUUGACUUUCUUUGUAAUAUAUAGAAACAUUCAUUGUUUGUUGAUUUUGCUGUAAUAAAUGAUGGAUGUUGAUUUCCUUC